Molecule: messenger RNA, 1857 nt
Organism: Fusarium sp. VM40
Lineage: Eukaryota; Fungi; Ascomycota; Sordariomycetes; Hypocreales; Nectriaceae
Source: the annotation of a GenBank genome assembly
AUGGCUCCCUCUUCUUCCAAGGAGAAGCGUCUCGCUAAGAAGGCUGCCGAGGGCAAGCUCAAGGGCGGCAAGAAGGGCAAGAACGCAGAGCCUGAGCUCGAUGCUCACGGCAACCCCAUCGUCGACCAAGAUGCCCCCGCGACUUCAGGCGCCAAACUCGACGAGGUGAAGCGUCUCGCUGAGCAGAUGGACAAGCAUGGUAUCUCUGACCGUGUCACCACCGGUGUCCUCGCGUCUACCAAGACCAGCAAGGACGUCAAGAUGACCAGUUGCUCUCUGGUCUUCCACGGUCGAGUUCUUAUCACCGAUUCCACUCUCGAGCUUACCUACGGUAAACGAUACGGUCUCCUCGGUGAGAACGGUUGCGGAAAGUCCACUUUCCUCAAGGCCAUCGCCGCUCGCGAAUACCCUAUCCCCGAGCAUCUCGACCUCUACCUUCUUAACGAGGGUGCCCCUCCCAGUGACUUGGGUGCCCUUGAGUGGGUCGUCCGAGAGGCUGAGAACGAGCUGGCGCGUCUUGACGCUCAGGCUGAGAAGCUUCUUGAAGAUGAGGGCCCUGAGAGUCUUGUUCUCCUUGACCUUUACGAGCACAUGGACAAGCUUGAUCCUUCAACCUUCCAAACCCGUGCUUCGCUUAUCCUGACUGGUCUGGGUUUCAACAAGAAGACCAUCCACAAGAAGACCAAGGAUAUGUCCGGUGGUUGGCGUAUGCGAGUCGCCCUUGCCAAGGCCCUCUUCGUCAAGCCCUCUGUGCUGCUUCUCGAUGACCCCACUGCCCAUUUGGAUUUGGAGGCUUGUGUGUGGCUCGAGGAGUACCUCAAGAAGUGGGAGCGAACCCUUGUCCUCGUCUCCCACUCUAUGGAUUUCCUCAACGGUGUCUGCUCUACCAUGAUUGAUAUGCGCGGCAAGCAGCUUGUCUACUAUGGUGGUAACUACGACUCGUACUCCAAGACCCGAACUGAGAACGAGACCAAUCAGAUGAAGGCCUACCAGAAGCAGCAGGAUGAGAUUGUCCACAUCAAGAAGUUCAUUGCCAGUGCCGGUACAUACGCCAAUUUGGUGCGACAGGCUAAGUCGCGACAGAAGAUUCUCGACAAGAUGGAGGCCGAUGGUUUCAUUCAGCCCGUCGAGCAGGACCGUGUCUUCACUUUCCGUUUCGCCGAUGUCGACAAGCUCCCUCCUCCCGUCCUGUCUUUCGACAACGUUACUUUCUCCUACUCUGGCAAGCCCGAGGAUGAUCUAUACCGCAACCUGGACCUUGGUUUCGACAUGGACUCCCGAACUGCUCUCGUCGGACCUAACGGUGUGGGCAAGUCUACCCUGCUCCGUCUCAUGACCGGCAAGCUCUCGCCCACUGACGGUGUCGUUCAACGACACACUCACUUGAAGCUUGGCCUCUACUCUCAGCACAGUGCCGAGCAGCUCGACUUGACAAAGUCUGCUCUCGACUUCUGCCGUGACAAGUUCAGCGAGAAGUCUCAGGACUACCAGUACUGGCGCCAGCAGCUCGGCAAGUACGGUCUCAGCGGUGACUCCCAGACUGCCCUGAUGGGUACACUGUCUGAGGGUCAGAAGAGUCGUAUCGUCUUUGCCCUGCUUGCUAUCGAGAGCCCCAACAUGUUGCUUCUUGACGAGCCUACCAACGGUCUGGAUAUUCCUACCAUCGACAGUUUGGCGGACGCUAUCAACGCUUUCAGUGGAGGUGUUAUUGUCGUCUCCCACGACUUCCGAUUGCUCGACAAGAUUGCCAAGCAGAUUCUUGUUUGUGAGAACCAGACUAUCCGCGCAUGGGACGGCUCCAUCUCCGAGUACAAGAACUACCUCCGAAAGAAGAUGAUCAGCGCCGGUGCUGUCUAA